Messenger RNA from Mauremys reevesii (Reeves's turtle), 2863 nucleotides. RefSeq names its product carnitine palmitoyltransferase 1C (gene CPT1C). Bases 152 to 2368 code for a protein of 738 amino acids. Gene Ontology annotation, biological process: carnitine metabolic process; fatty acid metabolic process. The transcript has 19 exons. Lineage: Eukaryota; Metazoa; Chordata; Testudines; Geoemydidae. Gene Ontology annotation, molecular function: carnitine O-palmitoyltransferase activity. Gene Ontology annotation, cellular component: mitochondrion. The record is from RefSeq and is a predicted model, not a curated record.
UCCACCCCCCCGCCCUGCCAUGCCGGGGUGCUGGAUUGUGACCUCAGCAGCGCGUCGGGGUGAGGUCACUGCGGAGCUGGGGCUGGACCGGCUGCUGCUGGCAGGUCUGGGCCCGUUGGCAGUGCCCAGCGCCCGCUAGCGCCCCCCAGCCAUGGCGGAGGCUCACCAGGCCGUGGCCUUCCAGUUCACGGUCUCGCCUGAGGGGGUCGACCUGCGGCUCAGCCAUGCGGCCCUGAAGCAGGUCUACCUGGCCGGCCUGCGCUCCUGGAAGAAGAAAAUCACCCGGCUCCGGAACAGCCUGGUGACGGGCGUGUUCCCCGCCAGCCCGGCCAGCUGGCUGGUCAUGGCCGCAGCCAUCCUGGCCAGCCAGGCCUCCCGCCUCGACCCCUCCAGGGGGCUCAUCGGCAAGAUCAAGGAGCACCUGCCCGCCAGCGCGUACCUGUCGGAGCCGGCCCGGGCGGGGCUGGGGGCGCGGGCCUUCGCCACCCUGCUGUGGCUGGGGCUGGUGGUGACCAUGCGGGGGGCCCUGCGGGCCCUGCUCUGCUACCACGGCUGGAUGGGCGAGGAGCACGGGCGCCCCUCCCACGCCACCAAGUGCUGGCUGGCGCUGGUGAAGAUCUUUGCCGGCCGCAGGCCCAUGCUGUACAGCUACCAGGCCUCCCUGCCACGGCUCCCCGUGCCCCCCGUCAGCGACACGGUGCAGCGGUACCUGGAGUCGAUGCGCCCCCUGCUGUCGGACUCGCACUUCCAGCGCGCGGCCGCCCUGGGCCGGGACUUCGAGCGCUCGCUGGGCCCCCGGCUGCAGUGGUACCUCACCCUCAAGUCCUGGUGGGCCACCAACUACGUGAGCGACUGGUGGGAAGAAUACGUUUACCUGCGGGGCCGGGGCCCCCUGAUGGUUAACAGCAACUACUACGCCAUGGAUUUCCUGUACGUCACCCCGACCCCCCUGCAGGCCGCCCGGGCGGGGAACGGGGUCCAUGCCGUGCUGCUCUACCGGCGGCUGCUGAACCGCGAGCAGAUCAAACCGCUGAUGAUCCAGGGCACCCUGCCCAUGUGCUCUGCGCAGUACGAACGCAUGUUCAACACCACCCGUGUCCCUGGAGUGGAGGCAGAUUCGCUGCAGCACCGGCGGGACAGCCGGCACAUCGCUGUUUUCCACGCCGGCCGCUUCUUCCGCGUGGGGCUGUACCAUGGGGGGCGGCUGCUGGGCCCCCGCGAGCUGCAGGCCCAGUUCCAGCGGAUCCUGGACGACCCCGCGCCCCCCGCGCCCGGCGAGGAGACCCUGGCCGCCCUGACCGCCGGGCCCCGGGAGCCGUGGGCCCGGGCCCGCCGGACGUACUUCGGGUCGGGCCGGAACCAGGAGUCGCUCCGGGCGGUGGAACAAGCCGCCUUUUUCCUGACGCUGGACACCACGGAGCAGGGGCUGCUGGGCCCCGAGCCGGGCCGGGCGCUGGAUCGAUACGCCAAGGCCCUGCUGCACGGGCAGUGCCACGACAGGUGGUUUGACAAAUCCUUCACCCUGAUCGUCUUCCGCAACGGCAAGAUUGGCCUGAACGCGGAGCACUCCUGGGCCGACGCCCCCGUCAUGGGCCACCUCUGGGAGUACACGCUGGCCACAGACGUCUUCCAGCUGGGCUAUGGCGCGGACGGUCACUGCAAGGGGGAGCUGGACCCCAGCAUCUCCCCACCCCAAAAACUGCAGUGGGAGAUCCCCGAGGAGUGCCGGCGGGUGAUCCAGGGCUCCCUGCGGGCGGCCCAGGCCCUGGCCGACGACGUCGACUUCCACACGUUCGCCUUCAAGGACUUCGGCAAGGGGCUGAUCAAGAAAUGCCGCACCAGCCCCGACAGCUUCAUCCAGCUGGCCCUGCAGCUGGCGCACUUCCGGGACAAAGGGAAGUUCUGCCUGACCUACGAGGCCGCCAUGACGCGGCUGUUCCGCGAGGGGCGCACGGAGACCGUCCGCUCCUGCUCCAUCGAGUCCUGCAGCUUCGUCCGCGCCAUGACGGACUCCACCCAGAGCGCCGCCCAGCGCCUGGCCCUGUUCCGUGUGGCGGCCGCCAAGCACCAGACCCUGUACCGCCGGGCCAUGACGGGCGCGGGCAUCGACCGACACCUCUUCUGCCUCUACGUGGUCUCCAAGUACCUGGGUGUGGACUCCCCCUUCCUCAGGGAGGUGCUGUCAGAGCCGUGGGGCCUGUCAACCAGCCAGACCCCCAUCCAGCAGCUCGAGCUCUUCGACCUCAAGAAGCACCCCGACUACAUCUCCUGCGGGGGCGGCUUCGGGCCGGACGCUCACCGCUUUGGGGCCAACAUCCGGACGGCUCUGCUCGACCUCCGGGCUCUCUUCAACCUGCCCCCCAAGUAGCCUGAAGACCCGCCCCAAUAAAGCGAUGGGGCACGGAGACCCCGCUCGGGCAUGGGCUGUGUUUGUGUUCAGAGCCCCCCACUGGUGCGUCUGCGGGGGGGGGAGCAUAGGAGUGGGGGGCUGGGGUGACUCCCGGGGGGCGUUUCCCCAUCCUGGUGCUGGCUGGUUCCGCGGGGGGGGGGGCCUGCUCAGGCUGGGUACAAAGCCCCCCCUUCUGCUGACCCCCCCCUCCACAGAGCCUGACAGUUCAGCUACCCCAUGGGCCCCCAGGAAAUGGGGGGGGGAGACGUUGCCAUUUUUAUUCCCCGCCCCCCCCCCCACAAAACGGGUUUUCAGCCAGGGCUGCAGCCAUUGAGGGGGUGUCUACGGUAGCCCCCCCCCACUUGUUUGCUUUUGUGUUAUUUUUAAAGGGGGACUGUGGGGGUGGGGGUGGGGGGCUGAGCCUGGAGUCGCUGGCUGCAACUGCGGCCAGGUAAUAAAGGCCCAACAGCGACG